GGUGGGAGGAGCUUAUAAUUAUGCGCAGUUACUGGUCUAUUAGGGAACUUUUAUUUUAUUUCCCAGUAUAAUACAGAUGGCGGCGAAAAACUCGCGGCGACGUCUUUAAGCGUCCAUUUAUCGGCAACCUGUUGUCGUCUCAAAGCAGGAAGUAGUGAGUUGCAGCAGUUGGCCUGUGAAUGUUCAGUUCUCAUGAUGACUGAUAACAGCCUGGAGGAGAGGAGUUUGGAAAUUAUUGAUAUUCCUGAUGAUUUGGACGACGACUUUCUAUCUCUCUAUUUUGAGAACAAGCGACGCUCUGGAGGAGGGAACGUGGUCUCUUUGGAGAGACAUGGAAACCAAGCGUUGGUAGUUUUUGAAGAUGCAGAGACUGCUGCGAGAGUUGUCUCCAAGUCCCAUGUCCUCCACAAUAUCACACUGACAUUGCGAAGGAAACCACCAAAAGACCCUGGAAAACUGUUGCUGAGAGGGCUAAAUCCACACACUUCCCUGGACCUUGUGGAGCUUUAUGUGGAAAACAUUAUUGGAAUGACCUUUGAAACAGACUUCAUCUUGUACCCAUCUCCAAACAAGGACCUGGUUCUAGUACACCUAAAGAAACCCUUGUCUAAAGAUUUUCAGGUGCUUAGUGAUGAAGUUUCCAAGAAGACUCUAAAUGGAGCAAAGGUCACUCUGGAGCAGGUAGAAUCUACAGACUCAGUUUUGGUGUCCAAUCUGUCUCCUGCCCACACUGAGGAUGUGCUGGAGCUCUAUUUUGGGAGUAGUCGUGGUGGAGGGGCGGAUGUUCUCGGAGUUAGCAUGCUGGCUAAAGGAUGUGCUAAAGUUUCUUUCAAGGAUGUGAAAUCUGUGGACUGCAUUCUCCAAAAAUCCCAUAAUUUGGAAGGUACAGAUUUAGUAAUCGAGCCGUACUUUGACUUCCUGCAUGCUGUGGUGGAUCAGUCGUCUGUGAGCGCUCAAGACGGACAGGGAACAUUAACGGAUUCGAUGAACCAAAAUGACAGGGUUUCAUCCCAAAAUCCUACUAUUUCUAACCCAACGGCGAACAUCACGUCAGGACACAGCGCUUCUCUCACGGACAACAUCACCAGUUUAGCGAAUAAAACUACUGCGUCUGCUCCUAAGCCAGCUGUUCAGAAGGAAUGUGUUAGCUUUAUAUCGGUGCCUGAUGUCACCAAACAUCAGCUCCUCAGUUUGAGUAAUUUGCCUGAGAACCUCACAAAGGCUCACCCCAAAUUUGAUGUCAGUCUAGCAAAAGAUGGCGUCCAAAUCAAAGGUCCUGACCAAAUUGAGGUUGAAAGACUUAAGAACAAAAUUCUGGAAUUCCUGACUGGUGUUGUUCAGGACCACCUGACAUAUGACAAACUUAAAGCUGAGUUUCUUACAAGGGAGGAUGUUAAAAAGAGGUUAAAUUUGUCUUUGAAAGAUUUACCAUCAAUCUACAGUGUGUCAGACUGUAUGGUCAUUGUAACAUCUUCAUCUCGUAGCGCAGUCAAACAGGCCCAAGACCUGAUAGAGUCCCAGAUAGCAGAGUUUACUGUGCCGAUGGCCAAAGAAUACGAGAGUGUACUCUUCUCAAAUGAUUGGUCUGACUUUCUGGUGUCUCUGGACUUCUGCUGUGCCAAAGUAUCCGACACUGAUGGAGUGAUUACUGUGGUCACCCUGACAGGGAUGGAAAAGGACAAAAAAGAGAAGAUCGUUGAGUUUCUUAGCACACCACAUCAGAAAGAGAUAGUCCUGUCUAUGGAACCAGGAAUGCUCAAAUUCCUGCAACUCCAUCAUCAAGGUCUACUGGCAGACAUGGGAGAGGUCAUUUUAUUCCCACUGGAGACUGGAGAUGGAUUGAGUAUUCAAGGAGAUUCGAAUGUGUGCCAGUCAACGGAGGAACUAUUAAGAGCUAUUAUUGGCACAGUCCUUACAAAGAACAUUGUGGUCAAGCAGCCUGGCAUUUCCCGUUUCCUGCUGGAGGAGGAGGGUGCCAGCAUACUGGCAGAGAUGACAGCCAAAUUCGAGGUCUACAUAGACAUGGCAAAAGUGCACUGGGAGCCUCUAGAAGACGAUGACAUAUUGGAGCUGGCAUCGAAAAUGACACCCUGUCAAAACUUCCAGAGAAGUUCCUCUGAAAAUUUCAUUCAGGACUUCAAUGUUGAAGUACCGAAUGGCCGCAACUCUACUGAUGCACAUACUUCAGCUCGUAUUGAAGAAGCUAAGAAGUUCUUGGCAGUUAUUGGCAGCGAUUUGAACCCCCAACCUUCUAGUUUAGAAUCCACAGACAUAGAAUCUCAAGAUCUGUAUUUAGACGAGAGCCAAGAUACUUUAGCAGUGGCAGAAGAUGAAGCCGACCCACCCCGUACACUGCAGACCCUUGACCACCAGAGCUCCUCUACAUCCAUGGACCCCUGCAGUCUAGAUGAAGACGCAAGCCUCUUGUUGGCGAUUCAGCUGUCUAUGGAGAUCAACCAGAGAUCGGACACAGAAGACAUCCAGAAGGCUCUAGAACUUUCCAGGAGCGACUCCAUGCCAACCGAGGAGAACAAACAACUGGAGAGAGCAUUUGAAAUGUCGUUGCAGGAUGCCAUCAAGUCAUCCAGUACAGCCGAGAUCUUCGUAUAUGCUAACUACACACAUGAUCUUGUAAGGGUGGACAUUGCAUUGGGCAAGAAGGUUGGAUUGAGGCAGUGUGAGGAGAAGGUCGAGAACAAAAACCUGAGGAAACUCUCCUCCCAUCAGAAGCGAUGCAUAGAGCUCAUUAAGAGGAAGCAUGCUGUAGAAAUCAACAUCCAGGGCACCACCGCCAUCCUCUCUGGCUUUAAAGAUUAUGUCUCUGAGGCCGUGAUUGACCUAAAGAAUGUCCUAAGAAGGACAGCGAACAUGAUGAACGAUGCUGAAAUCCUAAAGGCUGUACAGUGGGUGUGGUAUGAGCAGGGGUCUUCUAAGGCGAUACCAUACCCACCAGAAGCCACUGUCCUCAUUGAGAAUGCUUGGAUGAUGAAGCAGAAGAAGAUUGAUAUUCUGUUCAACAAUCAGCCAUACAGCAUUGACCUUGAGAAGAUGGAAGAGCAUAGUUUGGCAUCCGGAAAGUCUGUGCCUAUUAAACGGAAAAUGUUAAGCACGCAGGACUUGUACACGGAUGCUACAGAUGAAGAUUACAGUCUGCUAUCCAGCAUACCUGAAGUGUCUACAGUGGAUGUCGAUUCUGAUGAAUUUCAAGAGGUGGUCAAAGAGUUCUAUGACACCCUUCAGGACAACCACAACAAAAUCAAAAUUAUUAAGGUUGAGAAGCUCAUGAAUAAACUUCUGAAUGACCAGUACAGGCUGAAAAAGGCCAGCAUUGAACAGAGCUCCUCAGAGCCUCAGGUGGAACGCACCCUUUACCACGGCACCAGUGAAACCAGUGUGAAGGAGAUAUGCAUUCAUGGCUUCAACAGGAGCUUCUGUGGAAAAAAUGCAACUGUGUAUGGUCAGGGUGUGUACUUUGCGGUAAAUGCCACACUCUCUGUGUCAGACACCUACUCCCCACCCAAUGCGGACGGGCACAAGUUUAUUUUUGUGGCCAAAGUUCUCACCGGAGAGUUCACCGUGGGCAAACACGAGAUGAAAACAGCUCCGCUCAAGGAGAAUUCUGCCAUACCGUUCAGAUACCACAGUGUGACGGAUCAUAUCAACUCCCCGACUUUAUUUGUCAUCUUUAAUGACACACAGGCUUAUCCACAAUACCUUAUCACAUGCAAGAAGAUAUACAGUUAACUGCAUAAAUUUCAAACGCUUAUGUUGGCAUGCGUUCAUAUUGAUGGCAGUCAUGUCUAAUCAUUAAACUGGGGUUUAAGGACUGCAAUUACUUCACUGUUGAUGUUUUUACUUUAAACAAGAUUUUGUCUGAACAACAGUUGAGUGUUGUCACUCUGUUUUGUUUUGUUUUUAGAUUUUGUGAAUAAUUUGUGAAUAAUUAGUCAUUGCUAGUUUUUAAACAAAUGUAUUAAAUCAUAAAUGAUAUUUUUUUUGCUCUAAGCCUGUCAGAUUUACAUCACUCCCAUUAAUAUGUUUUGAAUGUCAAUAAAUAAAUAAAGUAAAUAAAUGAUGGAA
Molecule: messenger RNA, 4080 nt
Organism: Ctenopharyngodon idella (grass carp)
Lineage: Eukaryota; Metazoa; Chordata; Actinopteri; Cypriniformes; Xenocyprididae
Gene: parp10
Product: poly(ADP-ribose) polymerase family member 10
Exons: 12
Coding region: 193-3744 (1183 amino acids)
Biological process (GO): negative regulation of gene expression
Cellular component (GO): cytoplasm; nucleus
Molecular function (GO): nucleic acid binding; NAD+ poly-ADP-ribosyltransferase activity; transcription corepressor activity
Source: RefSeq, a predicted model, not a curated record